CGCCCUCCAACUCGAGGCUGGACGAUGGCAGCGGCGAACUGCUAAGGGUCCGGGUUGUACGGUGGUCACUUCAGUCGAGCUGGGAUGAGUCGUGGACGAGCGCGGAGGUGACGGCGAUGUCUCUUAACUCGAGCGGAACUCGUUCCGCACUUCAGAGUUCACCACAGGACCUCACUUGGCGCUCGCUUGGCCUCUCCGGGAUCAGCAAUGGCUCCACUGAGCACACCAAGUGGCUUCCAACAAAGCCUACCAGCAGCAAGGAUGAGAUGGCUAGGGGUAGCGGCAUCAUUCCAGCUGGAAUAGCAGCCGCUGUCUUUAUUGGCUUCCUCCUCUUGUUGUAUGCCAUCUUAUGGAAGUGCAUGGUGGCAGGUGCAAGCAGAAAGAAGAAGAAAAUUAAAAAAAAGCAGCCCAAGGUCUCGUCCGAAGAGAUGCUGUGUUGAUUCCAAAGAACAAAAGCCGACUGGGACCCUCCACCGGCAGCGCAUUGAGGCUGAAUUUGUGAAGUUGGACCGAUGCAGUAAAGAUGGCGGGCACGGCCCACCUGGAGUGCGGCUUUGGAGACCGAAGUGGGUGGGGCAGUGGUGUUUUUCAGCCCAUUGGGAUCUGCUCCUGCCACUUCUGUAGCUCCGUUCUGUGGUGUCCCUCGUGGGCCCUCCACCACAGAGGAUCACAGAUCUGACUACUGUGUUUGUCUUAUGGGUACUUUUCACAAUAAACUGCCUCAUCGCGUUUAUUUGCUCCAGCCAUUUUAGCAUUGGGCAGAAAUUUUAUUUGAAAGCCAAAAUCAGGAAAACGUGGCUUUUGAUGUGAUGGCUAAUGGAGCUGGCUGACUGGUGAAGCCUUCCGUUAUAUAUUGUGUGGCGAAGUUCACUGCUCUUUUGAUUCGGCAUGCUCCACCCUGUGUGUUACUGGCAUUUGGGUUUCCUGUCUAGGAGGGGGGCGGAUUGAAAAAAUGUGAUUUCUGUAAGCUAAGUUUGAAUUCACAGGCCGGGCUUCAUGGAGGUUGGAGAAUGCCGUUGUUGAAUAAGGAAUCAGGGAAGCCGCGCCAACCUUCCUGGCACUUCAGCUUUGUCUGUAAAGAAGGCCGUUUUUAACCAACCGUGGAUGGCCUUUGGAAACCUCGCUGGUGGGUCGGAACAGUCAGGCGGGGGAACGGCAUUCAAAACACUGUGGACACUUGAAUGCACCAGAGAGAGUGUGCUUGGGCUUGAUGGUGGGCUGCAGCGGGACAUCUGGUCAGUCCCAGAAGAAGCUUGUGUGAUGUGGCAGGAAACGACGCACCUGGGCACUCUGGGAUACUGGGAGCCGCCUUUGUGUUUGUGUGCUCGCGUGCAAAGAACAAAGGCAGGAGAAGGAGCAUUUGACGACUUGUGUAACGUUUGGACAGGACUGGGUGUGCAUUUGUACGUGGAGGAUUUUAUUAAAGCUUGUCUAAAAUCCCA
Molecule: messenger RNA, 1442 nt
Organism: Polypterus senegalus (gray bichir)
Lineage: Eukaryota; Metazoa; Chordata; Cladistia; Polypteriformes; Polypteridae
Exons: 5
Coding region: 117-440 (107 amino acids)
Source: RefSeq, a predicted model, not a curated record